Messenger RNA from Vigna umbellata (rice bean), 979 nucleotides. RefSeq lists its product as uncharacterized. The record is from RefSeq and is a predicted model, not a curated record. NCBI's taxonomy places the organism in Eukaryota, Viridiplantae, Streptophyta, Magnoliopsida, Fabales, Fabaceae.
CUUCACUGUUGUUGGAAGAAAACGAAAUUCAGAAGACCAGAAGAACAUUUUGUUUUUCAGUUUUCCACUUUCACCCAUUACACAGUCUCGUAAUUCUGCUUCCUUCUUACGCCAAUGGCCGCCAUAAUUUCGCGAAGACUAAGGUCAACGUUAACCUCCUCGCUCCUAAAAUCCUGUCGUUUUUCUUCAUCUUCUUCAAUCACUCCGUUUUCCCAAAACCCUAAUUUCUCAAUUUUCAAACCCUCCCAAAAUCCAUUCUCUCCUUUCAUCCCCUUCACCUUUCUCUCAUCAAAGCAAUUUUCCUCGUCUUCUUCAUCUUCAGACUCCGAUGAAGCCCGCAAGUCAACCCCAGAUCAAGCCCAAGCCCAAGCCCAAGCCCAAAGCCCGUACCCAAGCCAAAACCCAAACUUCAAGCACCAGGAGAUCGAAGGCCCCACAGUGGAACGAGACCUCUCCCCGCUCGCGACCGAGACGCGUGUGGUUCUGGAAACCAUGAUGAGGAACAUGUACAGGCUAAGCCACAUGCUCGCUGCAUUGGGUCUUGUUCACCUCGCUCUCGGCGCGUGGAUCACGUACCUGACGAAAUCGAACCCCUUAACGGAAGUGUCGGUGCAGAGUCUUGCGGCGUUCGCGUUUCCAUUCUCGGUGGCGUUCAUGCUGCGGCGCGCGCUGAAGCCGGUUGUCUUCUUCAGGAAAAUGGAGGAGCAAGGGAGGUUGCAGAUCCUCACGCUCACGCUCCAAACCGCGAAGCAGUUGGACGCGCUCUUCGUUAGGGCUCGUGUGGUUUCUCUGCUGUGCGUUUUUGGUGUUGCCGUUGGCGUGGGAAUUGCAGUGGCUUCCAAAUUCACCUGAUUUUCUUAUUAUUCAGAAUAAAUAAAUAAAUAUAUGUUGCCUUUUUUUAUUUUACUUGUGAUGUUGAAUUUUAUUUAUUUUUUGUAUCCUCUAAUUUUUACAAAAUUAAUCACAUACUUUAUCUUUA